Aspergillus tubingensis is the source of this 3567-nucleotide messenger RNA. Its product is annotated as DEAD/DEAH box helicase. Gene Ontology annotation, molecular function: ATP binding; ATP-dependent chromatin remodeler activity. The coding region runs from base 1 to 3567 and encodes 1188 amino acids. The record is from RefSeq and is a predicted model, not a curated record. Gene Ontology annotation, cellular component: cytoplasm. Lineage: Eukaryota; Fungi; Ascomycota; Eurotiomycetes; Eurotiales; Aspergillaceae. The transcript has 4 exons.
AUGGCGUCCGCGUCCGACGCGUCAAUUCAAGAUAUCCUAGAGGAUAUCGAGCUCAACCAGGUUAUUUUGCAAAGCUUGGACGAGGAACGACCCGAUGCCGCUGAAGACCGACAAGAGAUUCUAGAUGUCAUCAAACGCCUGGAAGCCCGACUAGCGGUGCUCCAAGGCCGUCCCGCUGGGGGCCCAUCCGCUGCCUCUCCGCCACCGGGUCCAGCCCGCUCAGGCUUGUCUUCUGCCCAGCUAGAUGGUGCCUUUUCUGAUGCUCCGGAAAGUGCUGGUCGUGCACCUUCGGUCGACUCGUCUUCUUCGUCUGAUGAUCGGUCCGUGCUGCGCUUUGAUGAUGUCGCUCCUGGACCGUCAACUUUGCGAAAGCGGCUACACCUCAGCAGUGAGGAUAGCCACUCUGAGAACAAUGAAGAUGACUCCGACUCCUCGGAUUUCACAGACGACUUAGAGGCCCCAGUUUCCAGACGGCCAAAGCGGAUGCGUCGCGUUAGUCCCGAGGCCGAGCCUAGCAAUGAUGCUCCCGACGAUGAUCUAGACGACCCACUCGCUGGCAAUGAACAGCUACGCCAGAUCUUGGGCAUUGACAGCGCUGAUAUCAUGCGCGAGAUUCAAGAGGAGCAAAGACGGGCCGAGCAAUGGCUCGAGGAACGCCGAGAACAGGAGCGCCGUGACGCCGAGUUUGCUCGCCGACUUAAUGACUCCUUCCGUGAGCCGUCUCAGUCGCCGUCGUCUUCGCACAGCAUGUUCCCUCCAAGACCUUCAGUCUCCGCUCCCGCUCCUUCUUCUUCGUCGAACAGACCUUCCAUGGCCCACACUGGCCGUUUCCCCGAAUCUUGGGCGCAACAUAACCCACUUGAAUCUCUGCCCUCUCACAGUCGUGACAACAACCGUUCCCCCUUCAGUGAAGCCCGAGAUCCCCAGUCCUUGCUUAGUAGCGAUGAUAGCGAUCUCGCCGAGAUCACGCCGUCCGACUUUCAACGUCAUUGCCAAAUUACAGCCGCUCCACAUGCGCGUCCUCCGCGCUGGGGUCCUUUUGCCCCUACGAUGCCUAACGGCCUCCAGCCUGCGCAGAGUCGGUCACUCCAGGUGUCUCCCGCGCCGCGUGAUGGAAUGGGAUCUGGAUCUGUGUUUGGUCCCCAUGUAAUGUCAAACACAAUGGCAAGGCUCAAUGCAGGCAGGGAGAUGCUGGUGCAAGCCGGAAGGAUGAUACUCGGCGGCAACGAUUCCAGGCCUUCAGACCCUCCCUAUAUUGAUCUAGAAGAUUACCAGGGACCAGGUGGAUUUCGCAAGGCCAGAGACUAUCUAGAUGACUACUAUGGCUCUGAAAUUUAUGGCCCCGACCCAAACAAGACGAAAGAAGAUAUUCAAAAGCUGCUGGAAAGCAUCAGACCUGACUCCGAGAUUGCCCUACAGAACCGCGAAGGAACCCCUGAAGCUCUCAAGUACACGCUGCUGGAGCACCAGAAGUUGGGGUUGUCUUGGAUGAAGUCGAUGGAAGAGGGCGACAACAAGGGCGGUAUCCUUGCCGAUGAUAUGGGUCUGGGAAAGACCAUACAAGCUAUCGCUCUCAUAGUGUCCCGCCCGUCGACUGACCCCGAGCGCAAACCCACCCUGAUCAUUGCCCCCGUUGCGUUAGUGCAACAAUGGAAACGAGAGAUCGAACGCAUGGUUAAGCCCGGAAAACAUCAACUUUCCAUCUGGGUAUUGCAUGGCGAUAAACGGCUUACUUUCAGAGAACUGAAGCGGUACGAUGUGGUUCUCACCACCUUCGGCACACUGGCCGCAGAAUUGAAACGGAAGCAGAAGUACGAGGAGCUAGAGGAACGGGAUGUUAACCUGGCGAGACAAGCCCUGGACACUCUUCCUCUUCUGGGGCGGCGUUGUAAAUGGCAUCGCGUCAUUGCGGAUGAAGCCCAGUGCAUUAAGAAUCGGAAUGCAAAAGCUGCCCUUGCGUGCUGCCAGCUCAAUACUACCUACCGCUGGUGCAUGACAGGAACUCCUAUGAUGAACAAUGUCGAAGAGUUACACUCGCUGAUCAAGUUUCUGCGUAUCCGCCCCUACUCCAAUAUUGAGACAUUCAAUCGCGACUUCACUCGGCCAUUGAAAUCUAGCCCCGCCAUGCGCGAGAAGGCUAUGCUCCAGUUACAGGUCUUGUUGAAAGCCAUUCUUUUGCGGCGAACUAAGAGCUCGGAAAUUGACGGCAAGCCGAUCUUGCAACUACCGCCCAAGGUCUCCGAAAGAGUCCACGCUGUUUUCAGCGAGGAAGAGCAAGAGUUCUACAAUACUUUGGAGUCACGCAGUCAACGCGAGGUGGACCGAUAUCUCCAACAAGGAGUGGGACGCAACUAUUCCAAUAUUUUGGUUCUACUACUUCGACUUCGACAAGCGUGCUGCCAUCCCCAUCUGAUCAAGGACUUCACCACCGAAGUCAAUGCCGCUGAAGAGGGCAUGGAUCUCAUUGCCAAUGCGAAAGCAUUCGGCGCUGAAGUCGUUGCUCGACUCAAGGACAACACCGAGCUAGAAUGCCCAAUCUGUAUCGAUGCUGUUGAAAAUCCUGUCAUUUUCUUCCCUUGUGGUCAUGGAACCUGCGCGGAGUGCUUUUCCAGAAUUGCGGACCCUGAAAUGGCCCUACGGAACGGGCGCGAUGACGGAGGCGAAGUAAAGUGUCCCAAUUGCCGCGCAAAGGUGGAUCCAAAGAAAAUCACCGAUCAUCGGUCGUUCAAGAAAGUACAUUUCCCUGAUGAGUCCGACGAAGCAGAUGGUGUUGAUUCUACCAAAGAUACGGAAGGCACCAACGACGAGGAUAGCGAUGAUGACAGCGAUGAUGAUAGCGACGACGCUGGAGGUCUAUCUCGGUUCAUUGUCAAGGACGAUGAUGAGGAAGAAGGACCUUCUACGAGAAGCAAGCGAGCGAAGGGCAAGGGCAAAGCAAAGAACAAGAAGUCCCUUGCGGAACUCAAGAAGGAUGCUCAGAAGAAUAAGAAGGCGAAGCUCAAGUACCUGCGUCGUCUCGAAAAGACCUGGAUGUCAAGUGCCAAGAUCGAAAAGGCCAUGGAGAUAUUGCGCGAGGUCUACCACCGAGACGGCAACGAGAAAACCAUCAUUUUCAGCCAGUUCACGUCCCUGCUCGACUUGCUGGAAAUUCCUAUCGCUCGUCAAGGAUGGGACUACCGACGCUACGACGGGAGCAUGCGACCAGCCGAUCGAAACACAUCCGUGAUGGACUUUACCGACAACGAAGACUGCAGAAUUAUGUUGGUAUCGCUGAAAGCCGGUAACGCCGGUCUGAACCUCGUCGCAGCAUCCCAGGUCAUCAUUUUCGACCCCUUCUGGAACCCCUAUGUCGAAGAGCAGGCAGUCGACCGUGCCCAUCGCAUUGGACAGGUUCGCCCUGUCCAAAUCCACCGCAUUGUCGUGAAGGAUACUGUCGAAGACCGUAUCCUUGAAUUGCAGGAUAAGAAGCGGGAGCUUGUGGAGGGUGCUCUGGACGAGAAGGCUUCGAGCAAUCUCUCCAGACUCGGAGCCCGCGAACUCGCAUUUUUGUUUAACAUCCGGUCUUAA